Molecule: messenger RNA, 5616 nt
Organism: Centropristis striata (black sea bass)
Lineage: Eukaryota; Metazoa; Chordata; Actinopteri; Perciformes; Serranidae
Gene: gpr137c
Product: G protein-coupled receptor 137c
Exons: 8
Coding region: 784-2130 (448 amino acids)
Biological process (GO): positive regulation of TORC1 signaling
Cellular component (GO): lysosomal membrane
Source: RefSeq, a predicted model, not a curated record
CCAAGCUUUUAUUUUGAAGGCUAAAGCACGUUUCCCGCCGCCCCUUGUUGUUGCUUGGCAACUUGACGUCAACUGUCCGCGAGUUGUUUUGAUGCUUCUCGCUCGGCGAGAGACGCCCACGUGGUCGUGUCAACCAAUCAGAUGACGAGUCAGUUUUGACUUGAAAAAGUAGCCAAUCAGAGGCGCGCAGGGGGCGGGAACUGCCACAGCUGACAUCAUCAGAAGCCAAUGAGGUGAGGAGAAUGUGGAGGCUGGGCGGUGGGAUUGGCCAAUGGCGGCAGAGUGGGUGUGAGGCUGUCUUUCAGUCUGGAGGUUGAGCUCGGAAACUGGGAGAAAUCUGCGGCUCUGGAUCAGCUUUUUUCACUUUAAACCAGCUUGGUUUUGAGCCAAGAUGGCGGACAAUGAAUCACCAGUUUCCCUUUUUAGUUGGGAGCUCGGGGGCGGGGUUUAAACUGCAUCACAGCUGAUCUGGAGGCUUUCCCCCCCUUAAGUUGUUUUUUGCAGAGAAGAGCUUUGCAGAGAUUCACAGGGGGACCUCUCUUGUUUUCUUUCUUGUUGUUUUUCUAAAAACCUGACGCUUUUUAAAAACUAAACCCCAUUUUUUCCUGUCGGAUUUAAAUUUUAAACCCCCAGCGCUGCUUAAUUAUGCAACUUCUUUGCAGAAUAAACUGCUUUUAUCGCAAUUUUUCCCCCAAACACCCUUGUGUUUUUUGUCAUCAAGCCCGGGUCUGACCCAGUUUGAAUGUUUUCGCCUUGGCAGCAUCCAGAGAGGCUUCAGUGGAGAUGUUUCCGGUGAAUUCCCGUCUGUUUACCUCUGUGAAGGAGUCCCCUGGAGCUGCAAUCAUCUCCCCAACACUGGAGCUCAGCCUCACCGCCGUCUACACCGUCCUCUACUCCUUCCUGUUUGUCUUCGUUUACCUGCAGCUCUGGCUCAUUCUGCACUACGGACACAAGCGCUUCAGCUACCAGAGUGUGUUUCUGUUCCUGUGCCUGCUGUGGGCUGCGCUGAGGACGACCCUCUUCUCUUUCUACUUUAAAAAUGUGGUGCAGGCCAAGCAGCUGCAGCCUCUGGCCUACUGGCUGCUCUACUGCUGCCCCGUCUGCCUGCAGUUCUUCACCCUCUGCCUGCUCAACCUCUACUUCACACAGGUGAUGUUUAAGGCUAAAGCCAAGUAUUCCCCCGAGCUCACCAAAUACAAGGUUCCUCUGCGUUUGUUCUUCUUGUGUCUCAGUAUAUUUUUCUUGGUGGUGAAUUUAACGUGUGCAUUGUUGGUGCAAGGAGCUCUGGAGCGCUCCGAGUCACCCAGUGAAGGGGGUAUCAGACACGCGGUGCUGGCCCGGGUCCUUAUCAACGACAGCCUCUUCGUCCUGUGUGCCGUCUCGCUCGCCGUCUGCAUCUUCAAGAUCGCCAAGAUGUCGUCAGCCAACGUUUACCUGGAGUCCAAGGGAACAUCAGUGUGCCAGGCGACGGCCAUCGGGGCCGUGGUGAUCCUGCUCUACACCUCCAGAGCCUGUUACAACCUGGUGGUGGUGGCCCUGGCCCCCCAGGACCGGCCCAGCCCCUUCAACUACGGCUGGUACAGCGUCUCCGACCAGGCUGACGUGCAGGAGAUCAGCGGUGAAGCGUACGUCGUGUUCGGCAUCAUUCUGUUCUUCUGGGAGCUGCUGCCAACCAGUUUAGUGGUGGUGUUCUUCAGAGUGCAGAGACCCAACCAGAACCUGGCUCCAGGAGGGAUGAUCAACAGCCACAGCUUCAGCUCCAGAGCAUAUUUCUUCGACAACCCUCGGCGGUACGAUAGUGAUGACGACCUGUCCAGGAACAUCAACAGCCGGACCGAUCGGGCCAGCCUGCUCUCCACCACCCCCCAGCCGGGUCCCUCCACCUGGUACGGCUCCAUCCAACGCAACGGCAGCCUGACGGGCGUGGCAUCCACCCAGCAGCCGCCGUCCUCCACGGCGCCGCUCCUCUUCGCCUACGGGAACAUCCAGAGCAACGACCACCACCACCACAACUACUACUCCACCCCGCAGAACAACAACUACCACCACCACCACCACACUAACUUCUACUCCACGCCUCAGAAUUAUUACUGCGGCUCGCAGACCUAUUUCUGCACGCCACAGAAUUGAGCAGGGUCCAGUUUCCUGUGUUUUCCUCACCGUUAUGUUUUCCCCAGAUACAUCAAAGCAGGUACUUUUGAGAGAUAUUCUGAGGCGAAGCUCCGGACCGUGUUGGCCGUAAAACAUUGGCUUCAGGAGAAAUGUGGUGGCACCAGUCACGCUUUUAAGGACUUCACUGUAAAUGGCACGAAUGGACCAGAAUAAAUGCCAUGGACCAGGUUUAGCACUAAUAUGGCUAAUACACCCAAAAGACCAAACUUUUUGUUCUGUUAAAUGUUUUGGUCAGUUAGACUGGAAUCAUCAGGGACCAGAUAACCAUAGUGCUCCUUGUAAAUUUAAUCCACCUUCCUUUGCUUCUAUGGGACAAACCAUUCAGCCCAGACAGGAGCCAUGUAGCGGCCGAGCUAACGUGGCUAAUACUAAAGUUGCUGUCAGUCACAAAGACGGUUUAUUCACUUGGUACGUGUCAAACUGUUAAAAAUGAGUUUUGUGGCUGUUUCGUUAAUCGCCAAUUAGCAUAAAACGGCUAACUCGGUGCCAUGCAGCGGCCAAGCUAACGUGACUAAUGCUAAAGUUGCUGUUAUUCACAAAGACGGUUUAUUCACUUGGUAUUUGUUGUUAAAAAUGAGUUGCGUGGCUGUUUCGCUAAUCGCCAAUUAGCAUAAAACGGCUAAUUUCGGUGUCAUAGAGCAGUGAAGGAUGCUAGCCUGUUAGCUUAAUACUCAAUCCUCAAAAAGGCUUUUUCUGACAAUAAAAAACGAACAUUAAGCUGCAUUUAAAGGGCAUUUCAUGAUGGUACUCACUUACUCUUUGGUCCGGUUAUAACAUGCUGCCUUCAAAUGGAACAGAAUAGCGUUCGAUAGCCUCAGUAGUGGAACGCUGCUGCUAGGCAACGGCGUUCUCCCGAAACUAGCCGUGUUUCCACUAGGUUUGUACUAAACUAGGUUAAACUAGGUUAGUUUUCGAUCGUUGCGACGAAUUAAACACAGGAGACUCAGCUGUGGCCGCCGUCGCUAACUGUGCACAAAGUCAACAACUGAUAAACAAAGCAGCAUGGCUAAUUAUGCACAGCGUCUCCAUAAACAUUGUGAUUGUGAAUUAACCGGCAUCGCUAACUGUGCACAGAGUGUCCGGUGCUUGUUGUAAACAAACAGAGAUCGCUAAGUGAACACCUCCUGCAGCAGCAGCACAUACACACUGUACUGCUACAGAGCUAACUGUUAGCCUGUUAGCAAUCUGUAGACUGGACACUAAGGGGGUUAACAUCUCCUCCGGCUCUGCAGCUGGGAGAGACUGCUGCAGGAGGACUGAGCCGUUUCGACUCAUUCUUACUCUUCUUAACGAGCCGCCAGCUUGUUCAAUUAUGAGGAAUUUCUGAAAGUGUCUUGACUCAUAACAGGGUUCAUACAAAGUCUCUAAAGUCUGGAAAACACUUAGCAGAACACUUUUAUUAUUUUUCUUUUAUGAAAAUCAAGUCCUUUUUUUUCAAAGUGCAGCCUAUAUUCUCUCUACUUCACUCUAAACUUGAAAACUAAAUGUUUAAAUUAAGCAUUUAUUGGUGAUACAUUGACCAUAAUAUUUUCUUCAUAGUAUAAAAGUAAAUAUACUAUAAUUCAAAUAUACACCUUGAAAAAUGUUUGAUUUUUAAACAUCUUACGUACACCAAAAACAUUUUAAUUUGCUUUUAUAGUAACAAUUUAGAUGUGAUGAUAAAGGCAAAGAGAGUAUGUAGUUUCUUUUUGUUUUGGAACCUUGAAAGUGCUUUUAUUUACUUUAAAAAGUCGUAUACAAACCAUGUCAUGAACUUGAUACUUUCAGAAAAAUUUCCACUCAUAUGGUUAUGAAUAUCCCAAGAGUUUUCUCAUGAACAUAGUAAUAAAACUCCAUUUGAAGGCAGCAUUUGACAGGAAUUAGCUGUUGCUAAUUUGCAAACCUAGUAAAACACACUUACAAAAAUACAGUAAUAUUAUCUUGUUGGAGUUAAUUUUGGUGCCACAUGAAAUAUAAAGUGAUAACCUGCCUAAUCAAUACUGGAUCGGUUGGUUCGACGUGUAAAAUAAGCUUAUUGCAGUUGUCAUAACAGGCUGUAAUCAAAUACUGGUCAGUUUGUUUCACACUAAUCAUCCUUGUUAAACUGCUUACAGCCGCGAAAAUAUGUGAAAUUUAUUAAUAUAUGUAGCUGCCAUAUCUGUGUUAUUGUCAAUCUCAAUAGCACAAGCUUGGUCAAUAUGUGAAAUAAGUGUGUGACAAAUAUUAACAUCUAACAAACGCAUUUAUAAAGACGAUACGUGAGGGAGGAAGAGCUUCGACAGACGACCGACUCAGGCUUUAAUAAAUCUGAUAAAUAACACAGAAAAACACGCUGCUGCUGCAGCUCAAUCCAGGUUUCCUUCCCCACAACGAUACACAGAAACUACAAACACAGGGAGUGCCAUACACUGUCAAAUCGCUGAAUGUUGGGGAUUAAAAACAUAUCGUAGCAUUAUCAAUCGAUCAAAGUAUCAAAACGUUACUGACAUUCAACACGGGAGCAGAAAUCUGCUCUGAAACCUAUUUUUUGACCAAAAACCUUUCAUGUUACCUGAUCCUCUGAGCUGUGAGGCAACAAUUUGCACUUAGAAGAAGUUCACCUUCAUAAAAAGAAAAAAAAAGGCUUUGAGCCUGAAUGUAGGAUUUAAUUUCCUACUUGUUUUAUGUAUUUUCCUCAAUCAUUGUCUGUAUUUUACUAUUUAUCCUUUGAGAAAGGAAAUAUAUCAACGUGCCAUCACAUGUUGUCAUAUCUUGGUUUCAUUCCUGAAGGAAAAUAUUUUUGCACAAAAAAUGGUUGGAUGAUGUUUUUUUAAUUGUUAAUCGAUUUCUAAUCCAUGUGUGUUUUGAGUCUGUGUGUGUGUGUGUGAUUUUACAUUUUCUUUUAUACAUUUUUUAUUCUGUUAACAGAUUUUUAUAUUUUUUUCUUUCUCCAUAAUCUCACAACUCUUCUGAAUCUCAUGACAGACUGCAGCCUGGAAGCAAUAUUUUACCUUUAAUGGAACAUUUUCGACCCAUUUAUCCGACCAAAAAUCAGUGACCGAACGGAAAAUAAAAUGCUUCCCAACACCGCAGCACUUAAACAGGCUUCAGCUGUCAUGAAACUCAACCUGUAAAUGAUCAUUUAACUCUCUAACUUAUACCGGACAACAGAAAAAAGGAUCACAGGACGCUGAAACAGGCGUCCAGCUGUUCAACUAUUUCAGAAAACCAACCUCUGCAGUGCAUGAUUCUCAACCCAGUGUCAUUCUUUCUCUCCGAGGUGAUUUAAUUUAUGUAAAAAUGUUCCUCUGUCUGCUAUAAGAAAUGGCAGUAAUAAUUGUUUUAUGAAUUGUUUCAUGUUAUGGAUUGUUUUAUCGGUGGCCAUACUGAAUGUAACCUAUCGUGCGACAGAUCACUAACGAUGUAUGCAAGAAAAGCACUACCAUGUUUAAAUAAAGGCCUACUGCACUGUUUUUAAAACUACCG